Molecule: messenger RNA, 314 nt
Organism: Astrephomene gubernaculifera
Lineage: Eukaryota; Viridiplantae; Chlorophyta; Chlorophyceae; Chlamydomonadales; Astrephomenaceae
Source: the annotation of a GenBank genome assembly
GCUUCCUGGCCUCGAUUGGAGUACCUGAGUCAGACCGUACUCAAGAGGUCGUGGAAAGCAUGCUUGACGCUGGAGCUCAGGGUCGGCGAGAGCGACUAUGGGGCACCGUCACGCAUACCUCGGGCAUGGAUAAGGACAUCUGCCUCAUGGCUGGCUCCCUCGCCGAGCUGGACCUCUCCGGGGCCAUCCUGAAGGGCACUCCGCUGGCGGAUAUCGCGGACAACGCCGCAGCGGCCCGGGAGGCGGCCGCCAAGGCGCACUCGGCCCUCCUAGACUACCACCACCACCAACAGCAGCAGCAGCAGCAACACCUG